AUGGCACCAUGUCACACUAGAACUGAUGCCGUACACUGGUACAUGGGAGAACUAAGUGCUCGAGUGGUGGCAAAAAGUGGUAUACCAAGUGAUCGACACCAUCUAGGAAAACUGACUUUACAAGGAUUCAAAGAUGCACCAGAUUUUGUAUUACAGAUAGAUGGUGCUACAGAUGAAUCUGAGACAUUCAAUUCUGCCCUAACAAGAUCAGUUCAGUGUGCUACAGCAUUCAGAAAGUUAGAUCUGAAACAUGGAGACGUCAUCGUUUUGAUGGGUCCAAACCACAUUCAUCUGACUAUACCUAUGUACGCCGCGUUUUAUCUCGGUAUAGCUGUUGCCGGGAUCGAUAUGACUCUUAAACAUAGUGAACUUUUAGAAACCUUAAGAUUAAACGCACCGAAGAUUGUAUUUUGUCAAAGUGAAAGAUUAAAGCAUGUUCGUUUGGCGUUAGAAGAGCUGGCCUUCGAUACACAAGUUAUUACUUUCGACAAAAGUAACGAAACUUUGAGUCUCCCUGAACUUCUAGAUAAAUAUGGAAGUGACGUGUCUGUUGACGAUUUCGAGGCUGCUGACUUUGAUUCAGCAACUACAACCUCGCUACUAAUAGCCACGAGCGGAACAACAGGGAUACCUAAAUCAGUAGUUGUUACCCAUAAAAACAUGGCCGUUUCUGUACCUUAUAUGUGGAUAAGCUUUAAAAACUUUCCAACACCUACUCGCCUAUCAAUAACAUUUUCUCCAAUUCAGUGGUACUCGGCGCUGUUUCAAUUUGUUUUCUCACCGAUCAUAAGACAUACUAGACUGCAGUCUUCAGCGCCAAUGACACAGGAUCAUGCUUUUUACCUUAUUAAUAAAUACAGGCCAACAUUUACGUUUACGAGCCCAAGUAUGGUAUCAACUUUUAUGAAAAUCGGCGAUCGAGAUAAAUGUGACUUUACAAGUUUUGAAACAUUUCUAGUCGGCGGGGGCAUGGUUCAUCCUAAACUUGUUGAAGAUAUGAAAAUGGCCACUCCAAACACAAAAAUUCUUGUUAUUUACGGCAUGAGCGAAAUGUCAGGCAUAGCUUUCGAUUUUGAUGAAACUGAGCCAACGUCUCUUGGUAAACCUUUACCAUCCUUGGAACAUAGGCUGGUGAACCCUGAAACUUUACAAGACGUAACGGAGCCCAACAUACACGGAGAACUGUGGGUAAAAGGGCCAGGUAUAUUUAAGUGCUAUUACAACAAUCCAGAAACGACAGCAGAAGUACUCACGGAAGACGGCUGGUUAAGAACUGGCGAUAUUAUGUACAGAGAUGUAAAGUCAAACUAUUAUUAUGUCGAGCGAAUGAAACUCUUACUAAAGUAUAGGAACCACCAGAUUUCUCCACAAGAAAUCGAAAAUGUUAUAAUUGAACAUCCAGGAGUCUUCCAAGUAGCAGUUACCGGUAUUCUUGAUAUCGAAGAAGGAGACUUGGUUGUGGCUUGCGUCGUACCCCAUGAGGGAUAUAAUAUCACCGCUCAAGAAAUCAAAGACUUAGUGAAAAACUCACUCACCGAUUCGAAGCAACUCCGAGGAGGCGUUAUAUUCUGUAAAGAUUUACCACUGACUUCUACUUAUAAAGUUGAUCGGACAAAACUAAAGUCCAUGGUUUUAACAAUGAAAAGAGAAUGAUAGACCUCAUUAAAAUAUUUGCGGAGCCGUCUUUAAACUGCUAACAAAAAUGAAUAAAUUGAAUUGUAUAAGCGUAAAUAAAUUAUUACUAAGUACAAA
Messenger RNA from Melitaea cinxia (Glanville fritillary), 1752 nucleotides. RefSeq names its product luciferin 4-monooxygenase-like. The transcript is spliced from 11 exons. Lineage: Eukaryota; Metazoa; Arthropoda; Insecta; Lepidoptera; Nymphalidae. Gene Ontology annotation, biological process: long-chain fatty acid metabolic process; fatty-acyl-CoA biosynthetic process. Gene Ontology annotation, molecular function: long-chain fatty acid-CoA ligase activity. The coding region runs from base 1 to 1653 and encodes 550 amino acids. The record is from RefSeq and is a predicted model, not a curated record.